Messenger RNA from Papaver somniferum (opium poppy), 2137 nucleotides. RefSeq lists its product as uncharacterized. The transcript has 13 exons. Lineage: Eukaryota; Viridiplantae; Streptophyta; Magnoliopsida; Ranunculales; Papaveraceae. The record is from RefSeq and is a predicted model, not a curated record. Bases 194 to 1519 code for a protein of 441 amino acids.
AUUUGAAACCAUAUAGCAGUGGGGUUGUAGUAUUUUUCACUUUUCACAAUCCGGCAUAUUUUCAAGUCGCACUAAUAAUUUGGCUUGGUGGUAAUCCGAAUACUCACUAGUUCAUAACUCCACGGAAUCAUCAAUACCAGAGUUCAUAGCUCCACGGAAUCAUCAAUACCGGAGGACUGAGUUAUUCGGUUCCAUGGCAUUUCCUGAAGCAACAUCUGGUUUUGAAGAAGAAGGGAAUGAAGCAGUGCCUUAUCACCCUUCUGCUCCUGCUUCUGAGUUAUUUGAUGACUCAACAACUACGAUUGAUCCAAGUUAUAUAAUCUCAUUGAUACGGAAACUUCUGUUGCAUGUUCCUCACAAUGUGAGGGAUAAUCGUCCUGAUGAUGGAGCGGGUGCUCGUUGUAAUGGUUUUGUUGAAGGUUCGGAGAUGGUUAACAGUCAGGAAAGUACACCUGCUGUGGCUAAUUCCAAUGUCCAAACCUGUACAGACAAUGAAAGUGAGCCCAUGGAUAUUCCUAAUGAUGAAAAUGAAAAGUCUUUUGAGAACAAAGGAGGUGAGAUGGAUAGUUCUGAACGUCGUGAAAUUUUAACGGAGGAGGAAGCUUGGGAAGAGUAUGGUUGUGUUUUUUGGGAUGUUGCUGCAAAUAAAACACAUGCAGUUUUCAUGGUAGAAAACCUUUUACUUGAUGUGCUUUUGGCAAGUCUGGCUAUUUCUCAAUCUGUGCGGGUUAUAGAAAUUAACCUGGGUAUCCUUGCAAAUCUUGCUUGCCAUGAGGCUCCAAGAAGCAGUAUAAUCUCUACAAAUGGACUGAUUUACGUAAUUGUAGAUAAGUUGUUUGUAGAUGACUCCACAUGCCUGUCUGAAGUUUGCCGGUUCUUAACUUUGGCUCUUCGACAUAGUGGAUCUGUCACUUGGGCUGAAGCAUUGAGAAAUGAACGUGUUCUGCUCCGUAUUUUGUGGGUUGCUGAGAAUACACUUAAUUCUCAGCUUUUGGAAAAGAGUGUUGGUUUACUGUUGGCAAUGGUAGACAAUCAACAUGGAGUAACAGUAUUCCUUCUUCCACCACUGAUGGAGUUGGGUUUGCCGAACAGGUUGAUUAAUCUGUUGGAAUUUGAGGUGAAAAGCUUAUACAGUGACAGAACACCUGACAGCCAUGUUGCUCAGUAUCUUACACUGGUUCUUCCCGUCGGUGAGUAUUCAACACCGUUAGCCCAGAACAGGGAACUUUUGAGGUUAGUUGUUGAUGUGGUAAAGCUUCCUGACAAGGCCGAGGUGUCCAACUCCUGCAUCACUGCUAUAGUCUUGUUUGCAAAUUUCCUGUCCGACAAACCAGAUUUAAUUUCUGAUGUCUUACAAGAUGUUCCAUUCUUACAGGGUUUGCUAGAUACCCUUCCCUAUAUCUCGGACGACUCAGAAGCACGCCAUGCACUCUGGAGUGUUGUGGGGAAGCUGUUACAUGAAGUUCGUGAACAUGUGAUACCUCCAUCACUUCUGCUCCAAUAUGUGUGUUUUCGUUGAAAAAUCCGAUUGUAUAGAGGAAGACUUGAUUGAUCAUAGGGAAGAAGACCUGGGUGAAGAAUAUAUGAAGUCAGAGGGGUUCGAUAUAAAACGGAAGGAGAGUUUCAUCUCUAAACAAGAUUGCUAUGAUUUUACAAUAUUGGUCAUCUGUAAGCCACAGCGUUCCUGAAGCAGACGUUCCAAAGAACGACCACCCUGAUGACGGAGUACUAAAACAUCUGAUUGAAUGUUGUAGAUCAAACCUUGUAUUUCUUGAAUAAACAACAGGGCAACUUCUUGGACUUGUGUCUUGUCUCAGACUGCAUAUCCAUACCGAGUCGAUGAUGUACAGUAGAGGAUUACUGUAACAGUAAUAUGUAUAUCUUGAAUGGAUCAGCUACUCUUUUAAUCUUUUCAACUAGUACUGUAAAUAGAGUGAAUAGAGAGGAAAUGAGAGAAAUCAAACAGAAACCCGAGAGGUCAUAUCUAUUUGGUGGGCAUAUGCCUAAACUGGAAAUUCUGUUAUUAUUUCACAUGAUAUACAGAUCCAUCUUCUCUUUUGCCUUGAUGAUGUUCUGUUUUCAUGAAUAUACACAUUGAAUUACUAUAAGCAACUCUAAAUACAUUGAUACUCAACUA